AUGUUUUUGAGGUUUUCAAUCAUCUAAAAUUUGCUCAUUUCAACUUCCAACACGUGUUAAAUGUUAGUUUUUUCUUUCCAUACUCAAUUUGUCACACUCAAAGCCGUCGAUAAGAUCAAUCGCAUCGAUCAAACGGCACCCACCGGCGGAAGAUCUUUUUAGUCACGCCGCUUAUCCUCACAGAAUCAGCUCGAGCAGGGUAGUAAUGAAAUUAAUGAACCCAUGACACACAAGGGCGUUCGUGUCGCCGCGUGCCAAUAUGUGUAUAAAAAUGGCACAACAAAGUCAAUCAGACAGUAAAGUGAACCGGCUUGUGUCCAGUAGAACACUUCGCAAACGCAUCAAACCCACUGUAUAAGCGGUAAAGGAUGGAUUUGAAGAAAAGUGUAGCAGUUGUUUUCGUCUCGUUCGGGUGGAUGAUGCUUCUAGCGACUGCAGCUGACCCAGACUGUGAGAACUUAAAAAAUAGACGCGAAGAAAUGGAGCAAUGCUGCCAGGUGAACAUGAUCAUCCCACUGGACGGGGCGGAAGAUUGCUCAUCCAGCGUUGACGAAACCUCCGAACCGCACGACAAAAUGAUGUGUACGCUAGAAUGUAAGCUGAAAUCGCUCGGCCUACUGAACGGGGACGACUUAGUGGAGGCAAAGGUACAGGAAUACAUCGAUCGUUUGGAGGGUGAUUGGAAGGGCACGGCCAAAACCAUUGCCACCGAAUGUAUCACCACCAUCACGGAGAUGAAAAAAAAGAUACAGGAACGAGACCACGAUAUGAAAUGUUCCCCUGUUGGGGCUUUCUUUAUGAUGUGCCUGAUGAAGCAUACGCAAGCCAAGUGCCCGGAAGAUAAAUGGCAAAACACAAGCUUCUGCAACAAGAUGCGAAGCGGUGAAUGCUUCCCAAAGCGCGGCAGACAGUAGGGGCGGUGUCGGAGCAUGGCUUAAUCGGUGUAAAAAAAUACCUGAUAUAUAGAAAAAUAAAAGCAAAUGUUAUAAAAUGUAAUU
Molecule: messenger RNA, 998 nt
Organism: Anopheles gambiae (African malaria mosquito)
Lineage: Eukaryota; Metazoa; Arthropoda; Insecta; Diptera; Culicidae
Exons: 5
Coding region: 369-914 (181 amino acids)
Molecular function (GO): odorant binding
Source: RefSeq, a predicted model, not a curated record